Messenger RNA from Cavia porcellus (domestic guinea pig), 4597 nucleotides. It is a transcript of the gene Ccdc66, whose product is annotated as coiled-coil domain containing 66. Bases 310 to 3006 code for a protein of 898 amino acids. Lineage: Eukaryota; Metazoa; Chordata; Mammalia; Rodentia; Caviidae. The transcript is spliced from 18 exons. Gene Ontology annotation, cellular component: photoreceptor inner segment; microtubule; cilium. Gene Ontology annotation, biological process: cilium assembly. Gene Ontology annotation, molecular function: microtubule binding. The record is from RefSeq and is a predicted model, not a curated record.
AGAUGGUUUAAAGCUUGAAACUGAAUUAUUGGAUGGAAAAACCAAGCUAAUACUAUCUCCAUAUGAACAUAAAUCAAACAUUUCUAUGAAGUCCCAGCUGCUUGGGAAGCUGAACCUAGAGGACUGAUUGCUGACCUGAUACCAUAAGCCAGAGCUCAUCUCAAAAAAGGAGGAAAGAUUUUUCAUGGAUAUUUGUACAUGUGAGAAUCAGUAAUACAGUAAAGGCCAGAUGUGACACACGCUGUAAUCCCGGCACUAGGGAGGCUGAGACAGGAUUGCUGUGAGCUUGAGGCCAGCCUGGGCUGCAAAAUGGGCAGUAAGACUAAGAUGGCACAAUGGCCCUUACGAUCAAAACAACCGAGGAACAGCCUCAAGUCAACACAAAAUGCUUUUAUUGGAAACAAAAAAAUUUUGCAAAAGAAGACAGUUGGUUUGGAAACUUCACAAGCAAGAUGUGAAAAAAGUAGAAUGACAUUCUCACCCACUCAGGAUUUACGUAAGCCAUGUACAGAUGAAGAUGGUCUUCUCACACAAAAAGAACGUUCACCUGCAGCCCCUAAUGUGCAGAAGACUAGAAAUACCACAAAUACAUCUCCAGGAGCUAAACAGAUGCCUUGCAAAAAGCAUAUCACAGCUGAAAAUAUGAAUAGCGGUUUGGUGUGUCUUACACAAGAACAACUGCAACAAAUUUUGAUGACUGCAAACCAAGGGAAAGGAUCAGUUUCCCUGACUGAGAUUGAAAAGGAGGUAGAAACAAAUCAGGAUAGACUGCAUUUAAACAGUAUUCCUAAUCAGCCAAAGAAAGAGAACACUAUAGGAUUACUCAGCAAAACCAUUUCUCCUAUCCCAAAUGAAAUUGAAUCUGUGGUUAAUGAAAGCCAGAAGACAUUGAAACAGUAUGAACAGAAAAUCAUCAUAGAAAAUGAAUGGAAACCAGCUGACAUUUUCAGUACUCUUGGUGAAAGGGAACGUGAUAGAAGUUUAUUGGAAGCAAAAAAAGCCCAAUGGAGGAAAGAGCUAGAUGAACAGGUUGCUUUAAAGAAGAAGGAAAAAGCAGCCUGUGAAAAACAGAAUAAUUUUGGGGAAAAAUCUGAAAAUGAUAAAAUAACAUGGGAAAAACUUCAAAUUCUUGACCAAUCUAGGACUCCUGUUGGCUCUUCAGAUGUUCUGUCACAGUCUCCUUGUCAGAGUAUGGUGGGCGAGCCUGAGGGACCUUCAGUAUGCAAGGCUAGUCGUGUUUUAGAGGGUGAAGAACAUGAUCAAUGGGCGGUGCAUUCUGAUUCAUUAAAGAGUCAUCCUGAUUCUCGGUCUCAGCUGUGCUCUCCAUCUCAGUCAACAUACAGACAGCCAGAGUACUUCUGUGUCUCUCCUGACACUAGGACACUGGCUGAUGUUGGCAGUAUUUAUACAUCUACAACCAGAAGGCAGCUUGAACCUUCAGAGGAUGAGCAGGUAGCAAAGCCUGUUAGUGAUGUGGCUGUGGCAAACAAUCAGAAAACAAACUUUCUUCGCUCUAUGACUGCUCUGUUGGACCCAGCACAGAUUGAAGAACGAGACAGACGGCGACAAAAACAGUUAGAACAUCAGAAAGCAAUCACUGCUCAGGUGGAAGAGAAACGCAGGAGAAAGCUGUUGGAAGAAGAGCAGAGAAAGAAGGAAGAACAAGAGGAGGAUCGUCGCCUAGCACGGGAACAAGAAGAGAUGCAGAAACAGUAUGAAGAAGAUAUUCUUAAGCAAAAACAAAAGGAAGAAAUCAUGGCUCUGAAGACAAGUGAGCUCUUCCAGACAAUGCAGAGAGCACAAGAGCUGGCUCAGAGACUAAAACAAGAACAGAGAAUCCGAGAACUGAUUCAGAAGGGACAUGAUACUUCCAGAUUGGCUAAAAAUCUUGGUGCUGAUACAUCCAUUAGCUCUUCAAAUUCAAGAUGCGGCUCUGAUGAAGCUGGUGGUAGAACAGAUACAUGUAUCAGCUCUGCGACUUCUCCCAAGAAGGAUACUGGUGUGCAAACAGAUGGCUUUAACACAGGACUAUUUACCAGUGCUGAACCACACUGUGGAUCAAUAGAGAGAGAAGUUAUAAAUUGUUCAUCUGAGAUGGCUGCAGAAUUUAGCAGACAGUUUAACAAAGACAAGCAAGAACUAAGUGAGGAUAAAGAAGCCAACUUAGAAAAAGAAAACAGUUGUUAUGACCAGUGUAAUCACUUUUUAAGAACAGAGAAGAAACAAAUAAAACAUACAAAGCAAUGUCUUAAGAGGCCUGAUUGGAAUAUAAGCAAGCCUCUCAAAAGGUAUGUUCCAGCAUCAGAAAAGUACCCUAAACAGCUUCAAAAGCAGAGAGAAGAAAAAAAGAUACGACGACAGAUGGAACUGCUUCAUUUGGUAGAGAGAAAUAACCCUGAGCACCUUUGUCAAAAUAGAGGCACGUCACCAGAAAUUCAUCCAUCUCAAGAAACUGAUCCAGUGGUCAGGUGGCAUCUGUUCAAAAAGGAAGAACCACCUCAGAAAAUUUAUUCAUUCAGCAAAGAAAGGUUUCAAUCAUCACCAGUUCCACCAAUGAAAAGCAGGACACAACAAACUCAGACUACUGCAUUCCACUUACCACUAAAAAAUAGUAGCUAUGAAAGAGAGAAUCUGAUGCUAGGAGAUAGUCCAACAGAAUUAUCAGGAGGGAUGCCUGAAUUGCCCCAUUUUAUUCCCUAUGUUCGAACAAAUGAGAUCUAUUACCUGGAUCCAGAUGCACCACUGUCUAGGUCUUCAACUGAGGACCCUCAGUACCAAAAUAAUUCCUAUGAUUGUGACCAAGAACAGCUAUUCAGCUGUGACCAAGUCAAGGAUCCACUUCUUAAUCCUAACUUGCUGAAAAAGAGAGAUAGACAGCAAGCAAUCCUUAAGGGACUAUCAGAACUGAGACAGGGCCUUCUCCAGAAGCAAAAGGAGUUGGAAACUAAUCUCAUGCCUUUAGCUGCAAAUCAAGAAAAGAAUUUUAGUUCUUCAUUUAAAAUUUAAAAAGCAGUUUGUCUUCUAAAUGAUAAAAUGUGCUCAUUACUCAACUGUAUUCAAAUAGCCUAGUUCUGUUUUUCAAAUGGUCACUAAAAAAACUGGCACAUUAUAUAGUAAAAUGUUUUGUCUUAAUAUUUUCUGCUGUCACAGUCUGUUUAUUGUAAAGUCUUAAUUUUAUGAUCUAUUAACAUUGUUCUUCCAAAUUUGUAAUACCAGUCAUACAUGUUGUUGAAUAAAAAGUUCUAGGUGCCACAUCUAGGCUGUUACUAAAAAUAACCAAAUUCAGUCUAUGCUCCUAUAAGUUUCUCAUUGCUUUAAAAUGUUUUUAUGAUUUUUAUUAUAGAAACUGCAAUUUUCAAAAACACAGAGGUCAAUUUUCAUAAAGAGGCUGAAGCAGGAGGAUCACAGUGCGUAAGAGGCCAGUCUGAACUGAUUAGUGAAAUCUUGUCUCAAAGACUUUGAAAAAAAAUAACAGAAAAGAGAGGCACUAGAUAUGGGUUAGAUAAAGGUUUGAAAUCUAUUUCCAUCAUAUAUUUUAUGUGUGAAUUGACUGUAAGACUAAGGUGCUGAAUAAAUGGUUAAAUAAGACCACUCAAAAAUAUACAUCUAAGAAUACAAGUUCCAAAUUGUUUAAUGCCUUUGCUAACAAUAGAAGCCCCAAGUUUUAAAACUGAUUUGGUCAAUGAUUAUUACAUAAGCACUGAAAAUCACAAUUAUUAAAUACUAUCAAAAUCAAAACUGAAGUGAGCUGAAUUUUAGACAUCCAAGCCUAUAAGAUUAAAAAAUAAUUCUGCUUGCUAUUAAAUCCUACUAAGUUCUUGAGGUACAAAGCCAAAUUCUUAUAAAUACUAACAUCACUGGCUUAUACCUGUGUAAAACAUUAUACAAAAGCUUAAAUCAAAAUAGUCUAUUAUCUAACAUUAGAGGAAAAAAGUGAAACCACUGCUUUUUACCAUCCUUCUAUAAACAUCUAAUUUUACAUAUAAAACAGGCUUCAAUUUGAAGCUCAAGUACAGGUAACAGACAACACAGAAUUUUAAAAGUGCCAACAUGAGAAUUCAAGUACAAUAUAUGUUAGAAAUAUAUAUAUUUAUUUCAGUUUUCAGACGUUUAAACUGUUACAGGCCAUCAUGAUUUAAAUAGGAGGAAAUAAACAUUUCAGAAAGGGUAAGAAACCUUGUGUUCAAAGAAUAUAAAUUGGUAAUUCACUGUUAAGAAACAGAAGAGGUCUGCAACCUGUUUUUUUAAAAGUUACUGUAUCUUUUUUCAGCAUGGCCUGGAAGAAUCUUUUUUUUUCUCCAAUUUAACGGAGAUUAGACUGAGUAUAAGCAGGUAACACGUAACUUUCAUUUUGAGACUGACUUGAUGAAAGGGCGUAUGAUGUUCCCAGGAAAGUCUGAUGAGUGAGAACAUUAAAAUGACUGAACUGAUGGGACAUAUUUAAUGGACUCUGAGAAACCUGAAAGAUGCUGUAUGAAUCUUGUUCUGCCGAACUGCUGUUUUCUCCUUCAGGACACACUGUAUCAAUAGAAGUUCUCUCCUCAGAAUCAAUUUGGGAAGUCUUGUCUUCUAAUAAACCUUUUUGUAUGUCAAGGGA